GGCAACUCGACAAGUGGAAGGACACCAAAGAUGGUUCUCGCCUUACGGGAACUUGGAGUAACAUGGACCCUCGCGAUUACAGUCUUUUUGACCUGUUUUGGUUCUUCCUUUAUUAUUGGAUACAACAUCGCCAUCAUUAAUUUACCAGGCACAUUCAUCAAAAAAUUCCUUCAAGAAAAAAUUCUGAACAACUCGACAGGCUCAGGCAUUGUUGAUGCGGAAUUUCUGUACGCUCAGGCUAGUACAGCAUUUGUGGUAGCCGGUGCUAUUGGUGCAUUCAGUUCUGGAUGGGUGGCGGAACUUGUUGGAAGACGUAAUGGACUGUUGCUGAACCACGCAUUCGCCAUAAUUGGAGGUAUCAUUAUUGGACCAACUGUUUACGCGGCACAACCUGCUCUUCUGUAUCUCGGCCGUUUUAUAGUGGGUCUCAACUCCGGAAUCACUAUGGGUAUAGCUCCAAUGCUUCUGACAGAAGUAGCACCCCGUGAACUUCGGGGAGCCAUUGGCGCAUGCAACCAAUUGGCCAUCACCCUUGGAAUUGCUUUCAGCUAUCUCGUCACGCUCAGCCAUGCACUUAAUACGGAAACUCUAUGGCCUAUUGCGUGCUCUCUGGUUGGAGUACCUGCGCUUAUUUCGCUAGUAACCCUACCCUUCUGCCCGGAAAGUCCGCGAUGGCUGUUUGUGAAGAAAAACGAUGAAACUGCGGCACGACUAGCCUUUGCCCGAAUCAAUUCAAAAGAGAGCGUGGAAACCUUCUUGGGAGAAUUGCGCGAGGAAAUGGAGGUGGCGAAAAACCAACCGGAGUUCAAAUUCACUCAACUUUUCACGCAAAAAGAUUUACGCAUGCCUGUUCUGAUUGGCUGCAUCAUCCAAGUGUUACAGCAACUUUCCGGUAUAAAUGCGGUUAUCACUUAUUCAGCAUCGAUGAUGCAGACCGCUGGCGUCCCGAGCCAAUAUAUUGAAUACUGUGUGCUCGCGAAUGGUGUCCUCAACGUCCUAAUGACUGUGGUUGCCUUGCCAUUAUUGGAGCGUGCCGGAAGACGUACUCUACUUUUGUGGCCAACGCUGGUUCUUGCUGCUUCACUUCUUUUAUUGACAAUCACUGUAACAUUGGCGAAAAAGCAUCCGGAGGCUUCCGUCCAGCAGGCAAUGGGUACCUUUUCGGCAGUUCUUGUGCUGGUUUACACGGCUGCCUUUGCACUGGGGCUUGGGCCUGUGCCGUCAUUGAUCGUGUCGGAAAUUUUCAGGCAAGGUCCACGUGCUGCAGCCUACUCACUGAGUCAAUCAAUUCAAUGGUUAUCCAACUUGUUGGUGCUAUUCAGUUACCCCAGCAUCGACAAAAGACUCGAAGGGUACUCGUUUCUACCGUUCCUGGUGAUCGUGAUCUGCUGUUGGAUAUUCUUCUUCCUCUUCAUGCCGGAAACACGCAAUCGCACUUUCGAUGAGGUCGCACGUGACCUGGCCUUUGGCAACAUCGUGGUCGGCAAACGUUCCGCCACACUAGAGGACAGAACAAUGGCUGUGUUCCAAAAAGACGAACGCAACCCGAACAAUACAGAGCUUGUCGCAACACAACCGUUACUGAAGCAAAACGAUGUCCACACCGUCCCAUCUCUGAUGGCAUAGCUAGUAGAUUAUGCCAUACCCGGCGACUGUCAUACAAUUUAUUCGUAACCCUACGGACUGGGCGAGCAUUCAGCACUACCAUGUUCAUCUCUUAUCCAUCCAUCCACGUUUCCGCGUUCCACGUUCGCCUGCCUUUCUAAAGCUGUCAUUCUGGUUUCGUAUCCAAUGGGACUGCCGUUCAUUGUGACAGAGGGCAGCCAAACUUUCAUCGUACAAAACCCUGGUCAUUUUUUUCUAUAUUUUGUUACGUCUAGUCUGUUUUGCCUGCUGCAAAUAGCCAUCGCUGUGCACGUCCUCGACCGGCCGAAUUGUGCCGCGUGUAGACCCGAAGCACUCAAACCCUUCAUUGUAUGCUGUAUAGCUCACACACUCCACUAUCUCUCCCCAGAUAUUCUCCAUUGUUUACCUUGAUUGUAGCAUGGCUGGUGUGUAUCAAAGCGAGCGCCACGCCUCAGUGAUACUGCACCGUAAUCUACUGUACUUCAAAAAUUUUAGGGCUCUUGAUCAUUGGCGCUUUUAUUUCCGUCCUUUCGUACCGCGGUUUCUAAGUAAUUCCUUUGAAUCAUCAACCACCCUGUUCAAAAGCAACUUGUGUUUAAACUCCUGUCAUUCAGUUGCUCCAAUCGUUUUCAGCAUCUUGGAUGGGGCUUUUCAGUUGGGC
This is a messenger RNA of Opisthorchis viverrini, 2287 nucleotides long. RefSeq lists its product as hypothetical. Gene Ontology annotation, cellular component: membrane. Gene Ontology annotation, biological process: monosaccharide transmembrane transport. Bases 31 to 1626 code for a protein of 531 amino acids. The record is from RefSeq and is a predicted model, not a curated record. The transcript is spliced from 6 exons. Gene Ontology annotation, molecular function: hexose transmembrane transporter activity. Lineage: Eukaryota; Metazoa; Platyhelminthes; Trematoda; Opisthorchiida; Opisthorchiidae.